ACAUGUGAUCCGAAAACACACACGCAUCCAAUUAGCAAUUUAUUCAAGGAGAGUGUUGCGAGAGCAACUCAUAUCUUCAAUUGCAUACAAACACUCUGAUUUAGCUUAAUUCUUACUUGAGCAUCAUUUAUUUUCCCUAUAAAAAGAUUCUAAGAAUCAUAUCAGAAUCCUCGCACGUCAAAUUGGAAUCAUAAUGCUCUCAUAAUAAACUAAUAGUUACGUGAUACGAAUCAAAGUCAUCGAUUUGACCAAUGAAAAAAGAAGGAAGAAAAGUAAUAUUGGACGGAGCAAAGAAAAAUACAGAUGGGAAUUUGGAGUUCACACACUCUCCUCGAAUCUGAACCCAUUCCGGGUUGAACUGACAGGCUAGCUUGAGACGUAUCUCUCAGCCAGUUGAAAAUGGCAAUCAUUUACAAAUUUGUACACAGUGAGAGAUAGAGAGACGGCCAACCAUGAAAAGCCAGUAACUGAAAUCUACUUAAACUAAUAUUUAUAUGGUGGGAAGUCCCAUAUAAUCCAAAGCUACGCCAUCUUCUUCUCCGCGCCUCAAGCUGACUGGCUUUACUGCUUCUGCUCCAGUUGACAUUUCAUCACAGUUUGAAACUCCCCAACAACUGAGGAACAAGGAGAGACUUGUCAUUUUGGUUGUGGGUGUUCUCUGUUUCUCUGUUUUUGGGCUUUAACAACAUGGAGUCUGGUGGCGGCACAAUGGCAGCCAACGGCGACGUUUCCAAGGAUUCCGGCCACGAACGUCUUAAUCAGCUCGGCUACAAACAAGAGCUCAAGCGUGACCUCUCGGUGGUUUCGAAUUUUGCUUUUUCGUUUGCGAUCAUAUCAGUGCUUACCGGUGUAACGACUCUGUACAACACUGGGUUGAAAUUUGGGGGCCCAGUUUCUAUUGUUUAUGGGUGGCUUAUAGCUGGUUGUUUCACCAUGGUUGUUGGUUUGUCCAUGGCUGAGAUUUGUUCUUCUUACCCAACUUCUGGGGGUUUGUACUAUUGGAGUGCCAUGCUUGCUGGCCCAAAAUGGGCACCCUUUGCUUCUUGGCUCACGGGCUGGUUCAACAUAGUUGGUCAGUGGGCAGUCACAACUAGUAUAGAUUUUUCACUUGCAACGCUGAUUCAAGUGAUGAUUCUCCUUAGCACAGGUGGGAAGAAUAAUGAUGGCUAUGAGGCUUCCAAAUACGUAGUUAUUUGUUUCCAUGGAGGAAUUUUGCUUCUACAUGCUAUCAUAAACAGUCUUCCCAUCUGGUAUUUAUCUUUCUUUGGACAGCUGGCUGCUGCAUGGAAUUUUGUAGGUGUCUUUGUCCUUAUGAUCCUCAUUCCCCUCGUUGCAACGGAGAGGGCUAGUGCCAAGUUUGUAUUCACUCACUUCAACACUGAUAAUGGCGAUGGAGUUAACAACAAAUUGUACAUUUUUGUUCUGGGACUGUUAAUGAGUCAAUAUACCUUAACUGGAUAUGAUGCAUCUGCUCAUAUGACAGAGGAAACCAAGAGCGCUGAUAUCAACGGACCAAAAGGAAUAAUCAGUUCCAUUGGAAUAUCUAUUAUUGUUGGAUGGGGUUAUAUCCUUGGGAUCACCUUUGCUGUUACCAACAUCCCAUCCCUUUUGGAUGAGAACAAUGAUGCCGGUGGUUAUGCCAUUGCUGAAGUAUUUUAUUUAGCUUUCAAGAGUAGGUAUGGAACUGGAGUUGGAGGAAUCAUAUGCUUGGGAGUGGUUGCUGUUGCCAUAUUUUUCUGUGGAAUGAGUUCAGUUACUAGCAACUCCAGGAUGGCUUAUGCAUUCUCUAGAGAUGGAGCCAUGCCAUUUUCACCAUUUUGGCAUAAAGUGAACAAGCAUGAAGUCCCCAUAAAUGCAGUUUGGCUUUCUGCUCUUAUAUCAUUUUGCAUGGCACUGACAUCGCUUGGAAGCCUUGUGGCGUUCAAUGCCAUGGUGUCUAUUGCAACCAUUGGACUGUACAUUGCUUAUGCCCUGCCCAUCUUCUUUAGGGUGACCUUGGCACGCAAGUCCUUCAUCCCCGGACCUUUCAACUUGGGCCGCUAUGGGAUCCUUGUUGGCUGGAUUGCAGUGCUUUGGGUGGCAAUCAUCUCAGUCCUCUUCUCGUUGCCUGUGGCCUAUCCAAUUAGCAACGAGACACUCAACUAUACUCCUGUUGCAGUUGGCGGUUUGUUAAUUAUCACAGUAUUUGCUUGGAUAUUCAGUGCUCGACACUGGUUUAAAGGUCCUAUAUCCAACAUAGAUGCAUGAAACUGUGUAUAUUCAGUGAUUUUUAUUUGUUGGAAACUUUUAUUGAAUAGAAUUGUUGUUCAAAGCAAAGCAUCAUGGAAAUUACUUUUUUUCUUUCGCAAAAGCAGAUAACUUAAUUUGUAUCAACUACACAAUCAUUGGUAAUAUACCAGAUCAGAGCAAUAGAGUCUCUCGAGUCAUAGUGGAGA
Molecule: messenger RNA, 2435 nt
Organism: Rosa chinensis
Lineage: Eukaryota; Viridiplantae; Streptophyta; Magnoliopsida; Rosales; Rosaceae
Product: amino-acid permease BAT1 homolog
Exons: 8
Coding region: 688-2247 (519 amino acids)
Biological process (GO): transmembrane transport; gamma-aminobutyric acid transport
Cellular component (GO): membrane
Molecular function (GO): L-glutamate transmembrane transporter activity; gamma-aminobutyric acid transmembrane transporter activity; L-alanine transmembrane transporter activity
Source: RefSeq, a predicted model, not a curated record